AUGGCCAAGACAGAAUUGCCGCUCAACUACGACUAUGAUUCCGAGGCUGAGUGGGUGGACGAUGGUGACGGCGAGGAUGUGGAUGACCUAGAUGAUGAAGAAGAGGAGGUGGAGGAAGACGAGGAGAUGUCAGAUUUCUUGGACGACUCAGAGGAUGCAGUUCCUUUGCGGGCAGCUUUCUCUGGAGGCAUGGAACCAGAGAGCACCGGUUUGUGCUGGGAGAACCAGCUGAGGCAAGCCCCAUUGCCCAUCAUGGAUGCCUACCGCAUGGAGUUCAUAAUGGAAGCCCUGAAGCCUGGCGGUACUGGUGGGGCUGCGAAAACGCCCAAGCCCAUGGCGCCGCCACCGGUACCAACCGAUGCACUUGCUGCGUUGGGGGCAUCGACAGCGGCACAAGGUGGCAUCGGUAGCAACGGGGCCAAUAAUAUCCUCGGUGCGGUUGGAAAGGCUGAUCCGAAGAAAGCGGUAGUUGCAGCAGAGUUCGUGGGAGACUUCAAGAAGGCGAUUAUGCAAUAUUCAAAGCUCAGCAAGCUGGGCAUAGUAGAGAUACUGAGCGCUGAGUUUGAAAGGUGCACCAAGAGCCAGAUCAAGAACUCGCUAGAGGCCCUGGCAGAACGGACAGGCUCAGGACAACACAAGACGUGGAAGCUCAAGGACGGGGUGUCAUUACGAGAGAGAGUGUGA
Messenger RNA from Grosmannia clavigera kw1407, 684 nucleotides. RefSeq names its product chromatin assembly subunit-like protein. The transcript is spliced from 2 exons. The record is from RefSeq and is a predicted model, not a curated record. Bases 1 to 684 code for a protein of 227 amino acids. Lineage: Eukaryota; Fungi; Ascomycota; Sordariomycetes; Ophiostomatales; Ophiostomataceae.